Molecule: messenger RNA, 1141 nt
Organism: Ixodes scapularis (black-legged tick)
Lineage: Eukaryota; Metazoa; Arthropoda; Arachnida; Ixodida; Ixodidae
Product: zinc finger protein 471-like
Exons: 2
Coding region: 45-983 (312 amino acids)
Biological process (GO): regulation of DNA-templated transcription
Molecular function (GO): RNA polymerase II cis-regulatory region sequence-specific DNA binding; DNA-binding transcription factor activity, RNA polymerase II-specific
Source: RefSeq, a predicted model, not a curated record
AGAACCAGCCUAGCAACUGAUUCCAUCGUUGUUGCAGCACCGCUAUGGGUAGGCCACGCAUAGUUAGGACUCCCGAGGAGCAGCGCGAAUACGACGAGUGGCAAAGGGAAAAGAAACGGCAUUACGACCGGCAGCGGCGUGCAGCCAAAAUUGAUGAACUUCGUUCCCAAGAGGCUCAGCGCAAGCGCCAAGCCAGGGAGGACCCGAAUUUUCUUGCUCAAGAGGCUCAGCGCAAGCGUCAAGUAAGGCAGGACCCACUGGUUCGUGCCCCAGAGGCUCAGCGCAAGCGCCAAGCGCGGCAAGACAAUCCAGAACUUCGCGAAGCAGAAAAUGCAGCCAAAAGACGCAAGUACCACGAAAACAAACUUAAAAACUUCAAGGGAGCAGAUACUAAAUGUUGUGGGGGUGCCUGCUCGAGAGACGUCGGCUGCCUGCCGGAAACCAAAAUCGAGAAUCUCUUCAAGUGCUGUUUCUGUGCCCACGUCGUUGGGGACCAGCGUGGAAUCCUCAAUCACCUGUUUCUUCGGUGUGACGAACGACUUGAGUGCCAACUCUGUCCGGAAUCCUUUUCCAAAGCGGAAGACUUGAGCUGCCACACCGAGAUUCACAAGCCAGAAAUAACUUUCGACCAUCAACUGCGUUCAGCAUCCUUUCAGAAACGCGGUCAUCCGGCAUAUAACAUUCGAGCCAACGAAGGAGAAAAACCUUUCAAAUGCCAGGAAGGCCCUCAAGCAUUUGCUCAAAGCGAGGGCUUGACCACCCACAUGGAAAUCCACGUCGGUGAGCAGCCUUACAGAUGCCAGCAAUGCCACAACACGUUUGCCAGUAGAAGUUAUGCAAAUCGCCGCAUUCGAAUCAACACAGGUGAGGAACCCUACGAUUGUGAGCUGUGUCCCGUAGCCUUUACUUUCAGUGGGAAUCUGAAGCGACACGUUCAGACGCACCUGGGUGAAAGACCUUACAAAUGCGAGCAAUGGCCCUGAGCCUUUUCCCAGAGUGGCUAUCUCAGGCGGCACAUUAGAAUACACACAGAAUGUAAUCAAUGCCCCCGAGCCUUUCGUUAGAGCUCGGCGCUGUCGCGGUACAAUCAAACACACACGAAUGAGAAACGUGACAAACGCAAGCAAUGUUCCAAAGCCUA